Messenger RNA from Sinocyclocheilus anshuiensis, 4493 nucleotides. Its product is annotated as trichohyalin-like. The transcript has 11 exons. NCBI's taxonomy places the organism in Eukaryota, Metazoa, Chordata, Actinopteri, Cypriniformes, Cyprinidae. The record is from RefSeq and is a predicted model, not a curated record. The coding region runs from base 103 to 3726 and encodes 1207 amino acids.
ACACCUACAAUCCAAAAGGACGCAGACGUGUAUUUGAGCUUGGAAUCUAUAUGUACAGUCUUAUGGAAUAAUUGUAUCACUAUACAGGUGUAGUGUAUAGCCAUGGCUGCAUGGGUGGGGGCGACAACAAGGGAAAUGGGCCAAUCGCUCAUCAACCCAGACAAACCUUCAGUUUCAGCCUCUGCACUCCCUGGAGACACUGGGAAGCCAGCGUUGCGCCCAAAACCGCACCUCAUGCCUAAACCAUUUGCCCUGCAAAGAAACUCCACCGUCCGCCCAAUCCGGGCCCCAAAAACCAACUUUAGCAGAGAGCUCCAUCGAGCCGCCUCUUCUGAAGCACUUUUGGAUAUCAAAAAAGCUGGUGCUGGUGGUCCAAAUCUAUCAGAAUCCCAAAAAUCAGGCUCAAAUGGCAGAGUAAAUGGGUCUAAUCAAAUUGCAGCUCCUAAACCCGUCCCACUCGGCCCAAAACCUGACUUAUUGGCUAAACCUAAACCAGAACCCACUAAGAGUCCUGGUUCUAAUAACCAAACUGGUCCAAACUCAAAGCCUGCUGUGACCGCUGAAGAUGUGAAGGACGUUCAGCCCAGGAGCAGAGCAAAAUCUUUGGGUUCUCAGGAUCAAAAGAUUCUCAACCAGAAGGACCAAGGAGAAGCAGCCAAGACUGAAGCAGACGUCAAAGUGUCUUCACGAUGCUGGCCGCCUCGGAAUCGUCUCUCCGUUGAGCUGACCUCCAAGUUCGAGUCACCGUCUCAACCCGAGAAGGAGGUGAGGAGAGAUGCUGAAACCAGCAAGACGGAGAAAGAGUGGCCGCCACAUUCUCCUUCUGAGUCCAAGCCUUCGAAGCUUCCGGUGGAUACAGGAGAGAUGGGAGACGAGGACGUCAGCGGAGGCAGCAUUAAGAGACGGAUCAGCCUUCUCUUCGAUCGAUCUACAGCAGCUCAGCACAAGGACACUUUCGACAAAAGAGACAAUCCAGCUUCUGAAAUAUCUGUUGAUAUUAAACAGAGAAUCCAGAAUCUGAGCUUGGACGUGCCCAGGACACGCUUGCCAUCCACUGGUGGUCCUAAAAGUCCACCAUCUGAGAAGACACCAAAUGAGAGAUCAUCUGAAAAACCUGCAGCGACAGAAAAGGUGCCUGUUGACAAACCACCAAGUAUUGCAGAAAUCAAGAACUCUGCUGCUAGUGUGGAGAAUGUAGAAGAAGAGGAAGACCAUGAAGAUGAAGAGGAGGACUAUGUCCUUGUUCCUGUUUACCGAAGGCUUGGGACGAGCCUAGAUGUGGAGACAAAGAGAAGGGAAGAAGAAGAAAAACAGAGAAAAGAUGAGCAGUUAGAGAAAGAAAGACAACAGCGGGAAAGGGAAAGACUUUUGGAGGAGGAGAGGAAGGCAAGAGAAAUAGAGAGACAGAAAGAGGAGCAACGCAAACGUGCUGAGGAAGAGAGAAAACAGGAAGAGGAAAAGCAAAGACAGAUGGAAGAAAAGAGAAAGCAAGAAGAAGAACGAAAGAGAAGGAUUGAAGAAGAAAAAGAGAGACUGAGAGAAGAAGAAAGAGUAAAGAAAGAGAGAGAAAUGGAAGAAGAGAGGAGAAGAAUUCAGGAGUUGGAGAGACAGAAAGACGAGGAAAGACUGAGACAAGAACGAGAAAAAGAAGAGAGGUUAAAGAAACAGCGAGAAAUGGAAGAAAGAAAACGAAUGGAAGAAGAGGAAAGAUUGAGACAAGAACAAGAAAUGGAGAGAAUACGGAAAGAAAAAGAAAUGGAAGAAGAGAGACAAAGAAUUCAAGAGAUUGAAAGACAGAAAGAGGAGGAAAGAUUGAGAAAAGAACGAGAAUUAGAGAGACUAAAGAAAGAAAAAGAGAUGGAAGAAGAGAGACAAAGAAUUCAAAGACAGAAAGAGGAGGAAAGACUGAGAAAAGAACGAGAAAUAGAGAGAUUGCGUAAAGAGAGAGAAAUUGAAGAAAGAAAACGAAUGGAAGAGGAGAGACAGAGAGAAGAAGAAAGACUGAGACAGGAAAGAGAAAGAGAGAGACUAAAUAAAGAAAAAGAGAUGGAAGAAGAGAGGAGAAGAAUUCAGGAAUUGGAGAGACAAAAAGAGGAGGAAAGAUUGAGAAAUGAACGAGAAUUAGAGAGACUAAAGAAAGAAAAAGAGAUGGAAGAAGACAGAAGAAGAACUCAAGAGAUUGAAAGACAGAAAGAGGAGGAAAGACUGAGAAAAGAACGAAAAUUAGAGAGAAUGAGGAAAGAAAAAGAGAUGGAAGAAGAGAGAAGAACUCAAGAGAUUGAAAGACAGAAAGAGGAGGAAAGAUUGAGAAAAGAACGAGAAUUAGAGAGACUAGAGAAAGAAAAAGAGAUGGAAGAAGAGAGAAGAAGAACUCAAGAGAUUGAAAGACUGAAAAAGGAGGAAAGACUGAGAAAAGAACGAGAAUUGGAGAGACUAAAGAAAGAAAAAGAGAUGGAAGAAGAGAGAAGAAGAACUCAAGAGAUUGAAAGACUGAAAGAAGAAGAAAAAAGAAGACAGGAACGAGAACAUGAGAUGGAGAUGGAAACGUGUGAAGCAGCAGAGAGAGUACGAGAGGAAGUUCCUACGAGUUAUGAUUUAAUAUCAACUGAUGCGUCACAGACUCUGGUCUCCACCGUCCAGCCCGCUGACGUCUCGCCUCGACUCACACAAGUGACUUACGAUGACUUUUCAGUGAAACCCCGAAGAUGGGGAACUAGGGUGAGAUGUUCCUCGUCUCCAUCCAGAGAAACUCCUGCUGCUCCUCACCACAUUCUACAGCCAGAAUCAAAGUCCAGUCAUCCUGGACCCCAAGAACCAAGCGGAGAUCAGGUGUCUGUGCAUGAUCUGAUCGAAUUUGAACCUGAAGUUUCCAGCCCACACAACUCUACAGAAAGCAGAACGCACACAUGUUUAUUUGAGGCGGAAACUGAGUCCAAACCAGGGGAUCUGCUGGAGCCAGAAACAGAUGAGGGUCAGUUGAAGGACGGUGAACCCGAGGAGCAUGGAGUUGCAGAGCAGGACACAGAGAAUCUCAUCGGGGAAACCGACGAACAAACUGAAAACAACGACACUGUUGAUGAUCCCGCUACACAGAUCAGAAUCAAUCAAGCCUUGCGGAGACUGACUCAGGCCAGACGACGAAAUACAUCUACUGAUUCAGACACAGCAGACGUCCCAGUUCAGGAGGAGCCCGAAGCGCUACCGGUUCUUGAGUCUGCAGCUCCUCUGUUGGACUCCAGCGUUUUUCGUUCGAAGGUUGAUCUGGGAAAGAAACGGAGCAUAAAGCGCAGCAGACCGUCUCGUGCCGUCCGACAGAGAGCCGUUCUGCCCGCUCUGACAGAGGGAACGCAAUCCGACUGGAGGUUCUGCGACUCCACAGAUGCGAAAGAUCAGUGUUCCAAUGGAGUGGACUCUGAAUCAGAUGAGGAACCGUCCCGGGACGUCACGUCCUCUCCAGCCCCAAACCAGCCCAAGAGAGUCCCUGUGUUUCCUGGGAUGGACCCUUCUGCCCUCAUGGCCCAGCUAAAGCGGAGAAGUGCAGUGAUAGAAACAGAAAGUCCAACAGAAGCAGUCCCCUCACGCUCUCCCCGCACACCCACCAUGGCCCUCGGCCCCAGAGUGCUGCCCCCUGUUGACGCCAAGGACAGUGGGUCCGGCUCUUCACCCUCCUGGCUGCUUGAGCUCAAAUCCAAGAAGCGAAUGAGUCAACCUGAGAGUGAAGCGUGAAGCUCAGGUCUGAUGCGGUUUGUUGAGAGGAAGUCCUCUGCCACAAAGAUGCCAAAGGAACUGACUUACACGAAUGAUCUUUCAUUCUCAUACUGACUGAGCAUCAGACUAUUUCAAGGACGAGUCCUGGACUGAACUGUUUGGAGGCUUUGCCAAGAUGACGUCCUGUUAUGCACAUUUUUAUUUUUACAUGAAAGUCUGUCCUAAUUGUUUGGCAGCAUUAUAGACGGCGUGCUUGAAAAGCAAGCGCUGUUCACUGUCAGUCUGGAACCAAGUUAAUUUUACAGUUAUUUAAUUUUGUUUACAUUUAUUAAUCCAACAGAUCUUUUUAUCCAAAGUGAGGUUGGUUUAUCCAUCGAGUUCCUCCAGUUCAAUCAGUAUAGCUUUAUGCUACAAUGCACUUUAAAUAAGUUGGAUCACUGGAAAAGGUGCCUUAGGGCUCUUGGGCAUUUUAUUGCAUUUUAAAUCAGAAUUUAAAUAUUGUGUUUCUAAAACUUCUAAGUCUGAUCUUAAGAUGUUCAUUGCUAUAUGAAACUACUUUUUCUUUCUCUAAAUUGUUUUCGUUCUGUUUACAACAUGUGCCAUUCCAGCUUAUAAACAUCAUUUGAUUUUGUUCACUUCUUUUCUUUUCUUUUCUUUUUAAUCUUUUAUUUUCCAUAUUUUUUCUUUAAUUAAAGCUCUAGUGAGCAGAAAAGCAACAGCUGAUGUGCUUGGAUCGGGCUGAUUAUCGUUUACGAGGUUUUGUUUUAUUGCCAAUGCCUUUACAG